Molecule: messenger RNA, 5535 nt
Organism: Strongylocentrotus purpuratus (purple sea urchin)
Lineage: Eukaryota; Metazoa; Echinodermata; Echinoidea; Camarodonta; Strongylocentrotidae
Product: deleted in malignant brain tumors 1 protein-like
Exons: 8
Coding region: 63-2576 (837 amino acids)
Cellular component (GO): membrane
Source: RefSeq, a predicted model, not a curated record
UUCAUUGCUUCGAGUGUUACCUUGCUAGUAGUAGCCCUCAUAUCAAAGUCGCAGCGCGGCGUAUGGCAAUGAUGAUGGACCUACGUUUAAUAUUGUUUAUUGGAAGCCUUUUCCUCCUUUUAUCUCCAGACCUAUUUCAGACAAUUCUUGCUCAAGAACAAUACGAUGUGAGGCUGGUGGGAGGAUCGACUGCUGCUGAAGGUCGAGUGGAGAUCUACUACCGGUCAUCGUGGGGUACAGUAUGCGACGAUACAUGGGCCAGCGACGAGUCACAGGUGGUGUGUCAGCAGCUGGGUUACUCAGGAAAUGCAGAAACUCACGCCAAGGCUGCCUUUGGUCAAGGAACCGGAACAAUCUGGUUAGACGACGUGAAUUGUAUUGGGAGCGAGACGUCGUUGUCAUCGUGCACCCACCGCGACUGGGGAACCAAUGACUGCAGUCAUGCUGAAGAUGUAGGGGUCAGAUGUCAGACAAGUGAUGUUACCGAGGGAUCGCUGAGACUUGCUGGAGGAGCGACCCCGAAUGAGGGACGGGUCGAGAUUUACCACAAUGGCCAAUGGGGCACCGUAUGCGACGACAACUGGGAUUUUACUGAUGCUGACGUAGCCUGCCGGCAGCUAGGCUACCCGGGAGUCGCUGUAUUAAUCGACGGGGGUACCGGGUUGGGGCCAAUCUGGUUGGAUGAAGUGAUUUGUUUAGGCUCGGAGUUAAGGCUUUCUUCAUGCCUCCAUAGUGGUUGGGGAGUCAAUAACUGUGGUCAUUCCGAAGAUGCAGGAGUGCGUUGCUCAUCCCCAGAUGUUAACGAGGGAUCGCUGAGACUCGCUGGAGGAGCGACCACGAAUGAGGGACGGGUUGAGAUUUACCACAAUGGCCAAUGGGGAACUGUAUGCGAUGACAACUGGGAUUUUACUGAUGCCGACGUAGCCUGCCGGCAGCUAGGCUACGCGGGAGUCAACAGAUUAAUCGACGGGGGUUCCGGUUUGGGGCCAAUCUGGUUGGAUGAAGUGAUUUGUUUAGGCUCGGAGUCUAGGCUUUCUUCAUGCCCCCAUAAUGGUUGGGGAAUCAAUAACUGUGGUCAUUCCGAAGAUGCAGGAGUGCGUUGCUCAUCCCCAGAUGUUACCGAGGGAUCGCUGAGACUCGCUGGAGGAGCAACCACAAAUGAGGGACGGGUUGAGAUCUACCACAAUGGUCGAUGGGGCACUGUAUGCGGCGACAACUGGGAUACUGCUGAUGCUGGUGUAGCCUGCCGGCAGCUAGGCUACCCGGGAGUCGACAUAUUAAUCGACGGGGGCCGUUCCGGGUCGGGGCCAAUCUGGUUGGAUGAAGUGGCUUGUCGUGGCUCGGAGUUUAGGCUUUCUUCAUGCCACCAUAGUGGUUGGGCCGAAAUCAAUAAUUGUGGUCAUCCCCAAAAUGCAGGAGUGCGAUGCCUAACUGCAGCUGAUUUAGAAAAGACAUUGAGACUCUCCGGUGGAGCGGAUGAAAAAGAGGGGCGCAUUGAAAUCUUUCAUGACGGUGAGUGGGGCACCGUGUGCGACGACAGCUGGGACAUCCAGGAUGGAGUGGUAGCUUGCCGACAGCUUGGCUACUUUGGCGUUGACACGGUGUACGACAGAGCUCAUUUUGGCGAGGGUUCCGGGACUAUAUGGCUUGAUGAUAUGCAGUGCAGGGGCACGGAGGACAGGUUGAGUGAUUGUUCUGGAGGAAGUAGUUGGGGAGUCCAUAACUGCGGUCAUUCGGAAGAUGCCGGAGUGAGGUGCUCAUUGACUCCGGGCAAUGGAGAAGUGCGAUUGGUCGAUGGCCCCUCAGAACGGGAAGGGCGCCUGGAGAUCUUCAACGCCUUUCAGUGGGGUACCGUCUGCGAUGAUAGCUGGGAUAGGGCGGAUAGCGAAGUGGUCUGCGGGCAGUUGGGCUUCUCUGGGAAAGCGGAUUACUUCAUUGCCACUGAGAAGGGGUAUGGUAGUGUGGAGGGCCAGAUUUGGCUCGAUUCCGUGUCGUGUGAUGGGUAUGAAGAGCGAUUGGAAUACUGCACUCACAGCGGCUGGGGAGUACACGACUGCACACAUUCAGAAGAUGUCGGUGUAGCAUGCCCUGCCAGCUAUGCAUCAGGAGGAGGAGGUGGUGGCUUAUCAGGAGGGGCAAUAACUGGAAUCAUCAUCGGAUCUAUAUUUGGAAUAAGCUGUUGCUAUUACUGUUGUUGUAAAGGAGAUAAGAAGAAACCGCCAAACAAUGUGCAGAUAACGACCCAAACAAGAAUCGAAGGACCUCUGGAGUCAGGAGCUAUGCUUAGAGUCGAGGAUGGGGACAACAUCCCUCCAGCCACUGCUAUCGAUCCUGACCCCGGAGAACCGGACCUCCCACCCCCAUCGUACGAUGAUAUCGGCCAGUAUUCGUCGUAUGGUGGGCUAGGACCGGAGGGGGCAUACCCCCCACCAGCAUCGGCACCAGCAUACCCCUCUGCACCCCCCUCCUCCAUGCCCUACCCACCAUCAUCUACAGGUGCUUCCGUUACAUAUCAUUUUCCUCCUGGUGAUUCGGGUGCGGUCCCGUCUCCACCUCCUGCUUAUCCCGACAGCUAAUCCUCUUCCGAUGUCGCAUAUCGAGGGUUCAGUGACACAAAGACGUACCGGUAACUCCAUAUUUUGCCAAAAUACGUAUUUGAUGUCAAAAUGUUCAGAAAAAUGUGGGCUUUCCAGGAAACACAAAGACUUUACUCCACCGACACCCCAUAAAAGUCAAUGGCUAGUGAAACAUAGACUUUACUCCUUAAGGCCCAAGUGCUCAGUGACACAUAAACCACUUUUUCUCUAAAUGGCCAAAAUGGAGUUACGUCUUUGUGACACUGACCCCUCGAUAUCAAAGUAGAUGCAAUUCCUUAUGACUAAAGGAAGGUUUUCUAUACGUUUUUUUUAUGCAAAUGAUCAUCUAUUACUUGUACUUUUCAUUAUGUACUCGGUUGUAGCCACUGUACAUGAAGAUUCCCAAGUUCUAUUGGGUUGUUUAUAUUAUGUGUCUGUCCAUCAUGAGAAAGUUAUCUUUUGUCAGAUUGCAAGUUCACUCUGAUAUCUUGUUUGUCAUUCAUGUCAUAAUUUUUUUUUUAAAUUAGCACCACGUAUCAGAAAAAGGAAAAUUCAAUAAGUGAGAAAAGAUAAAUUUUUAAAAGUUGUAGUUGAUUAAACAGAGUAGCCAUCCAUUAUAUAAAUGUAUUUUAUUUGUAUUUUUUUUUUUUUUGAACCGAGAGAUUAAAAGAGAUACCAUUUUCUUUGUUCUUAAUGAAAAGAUGUACAUGUAGGGGAUCUGUAGGGAAUUGAAGGGUUUGUAGAAACCUGUCAUAAUAGGUUUGAAAAAAAAAUUCUUAAAAGAAAACUCGUGAAAAAAUAUGUACAGCUUCUCACAAAGGAAACCGAAAUGUUAAAAAAUCCAAACUUUCUCAUCCAGAUUUUCCUAAAACUUUCUGAUUUUUUUCCUCUCAUUUCUUUGCCUCGAUCAAAGGAAAUUUAAUUCAAGGAAGGACUUCCCCUUUAGAUGUCCUUACAAAUUUUUAUGAAUCUUGCCAGAAAGAACAAAAGAUAGACAAAUUGAUUUGUAAUUUUAAUAGGUAUAUAAAUUUAAUUCUAAUUUUAUAUCAGAGCUUCCAGGUCUCUAAACUUUAUUUUUCUCUCUGGAGCAUGAGUAAGAGCAAAAAUUUUUUUUUUAAGGUUCCAUUUAUAUGGCUACUAGCAUUUUAACUCCUUUACUGUGUGUGAUAUUCCUUGCAUUACAAAUGUUUGAUUUGCUUACAAUUUUAUUUUGAUUACUUUUCUUGUUUUACAUUUUUACAUAUUUUCAUAGUCUGUAGUUUAGCCUGAUUUGAUGAGUGAAUUUGUCAUGAUCUUUAAAAUAUUUCACAGAACUGUUUGUUACCCAUGAACAUCAUUACUGUUUGCAAGUUCUGUUACCAUAUUAAUGGACAUUUAUAUAUCAAGGUUCUGACUCAUUUUUAUUACCAGUAUGUUAUGUAGAAAGAAUCUAGGCAUUUGAUUGGAAAACAAAAAACAGAGUGAAUAGCAAUAUUGUGUUUACAUUUGGUUGGCCUAAAAUAUAGAACUCAUAGUUGUUACAUAUAGGAUUACAUAUAAAAAUUCAUUCUAACAAAAAAAAAAAUCUUAUUUGUUUGUUUGACCUAAAUGCUAAGAAUUAAUGUGUAUAUGCUUGUAAGUAAGUAGGCAGGGGACCAACGACUUUAAGUCCUCUCUGAGGGACUUCCAAAGGGCAUUGGGGCAUUGACUUGGGUCCGAACCCAGCACCUUCAGGUUAGGAAACCAACGCUCUACCACUGAGCCGUCAUGCCUCCCUUCUUCCUUUAUUGAAAUAAAGCUUCACUGCCAGUACUAAAACUUGCUUUAAGUUAAUAGCAGACGAGAACCUUAAAAAAGAAUGUGUACAGCAAGAAUGCAUAAAAUAAACCCAACUUUUUUUAGCAUGUACAGUAUCUUAUGGGCUAACGGAUAAGGGCCGGUAUUCAAUUCAAUACUUAAAAUAAGUAAGAAAUUUACUAAGUAAAUGGCUAAUCCAAGAAGUUUACUUAUCUCGAUGUAUUGAGCACUAUAUAAACACGGAAUUUUAAUAUUAUUAUUUAUUCUAGACUUUUACUUACCCGAGACAAAUCUAAGUAAAAUACUUACUCAUAAGCAUUGUGACAUCACAGGGUCAAUCAAAAGUAAUGCACAACUAACGCGUCACAAUAAAUGCGCGCUAAUAUAAUCGUGCGCAGGUUAUAAUACUCAUUUUUGCAUAAGAAAACCAUAUGCCUGCCAAUCAAGGCCUCCAAAUAAUUGGCCUAAGUCUGGUAGGGAGCAGUCUUAAAUUUAGGGUAAAUACUUAGCCAAAAGUUUGAAUUGAAUACCAAAAUUGGCUAAGUAUUUUAUCUACCGGUAAGCCAAAUACAAAGUAAAAAGCUUACAUUUUGUACUUAAGUAUUGAAUUGAAUAUAGGCCAAUGAGUAUAAAGUAAAUUAAGGAUAACCUAAAACCUCCCUCACGGAGCCAAAGUCUGACUUGGUGCCCUACAGGCCCUUUUUCUAUAGUGCGAGUGAGUAGGGGUGCACUGAGCAGACCACUCACAAGUCACUUUUAUUUUCAUGGAGAGAGUAUUUAAACUUGCAACAUAUCUCUCUGUAGAAUUAGUAUUUGAAGCUUUUAUUGUGAAUAAUUAUGUAGUAUAGUGACAUUAAACCCUUAACAUGUAAGGUAAAAUAUAUUUUUUAAAAUUUUUGGUAGAUUUGAAGUUUGUGUAGAGACUCAAACUGCUGUCAUGUGCAAUUCAGGUAGAGAUGAAAAACGAAACCCUGUCAUCUGUUUUAUAUUAAUACAUGCUUGUGUGCUGCAGGUUAUCUUUGUAACAUAUUUCUGUCUACUAGUUGAUAUCACUGUCAAUUAUGCCAACUGUAUAAACAUGAAACAUUUGUGUAACCUUAACCAUUUGGUCAAUUGUAUACAAUUUAAGAUACAAGUAAUAUAUAUGGAUGUAUUUGAAAAUAUAUUUUAUAACGUAGAGCAA